UGAUUAACUUUUUUUGUCAUCGAAGCAAAAGUUUAUUGGGAAUUGUUGGCGCUCGACUGUAGAACAUUUUUAUGGUAUUCGAUCGGAUGGUCUCGAAGCUCGUCAAAUGCCGUGAAUCGUCCGACAGAGUCGAAAGAUGAGUUCAACGAGUAUCAGACAUUGGCUUAGUCGCGGCGAUCUAGAUAAACUGGAAAAUGUCGUUCUGGAAGGCAAAGGCUCGCGACUGCUGGGCGAACACUCGCCUGAACUCAGGACUCGAAUUUUCCUCCGAGGACUGCCGCACUAUCUAACAAAAAUAUCACAAAUCCACGACGCAGUUAUCCGCGGGUCGUUAAACGAAGUGCAAAGGAUCGCCGAAUCGGAGCCGAAGAAGAAACUUGUACUUUCGAAGGAUUCGUCCGGCAUACCGUUGGUUCACAAGGCAGUUUACUACGACCAUCCCAAUAUCCUGGACUGGAUUCUCGAAAAUUAUCCCGCCACCGUUGAUCAAAAAGAUCGGGAGGGCAGGACGGCGCUCCACUACUGCGCGGCCUGCCGGGAGCCCGAGACCGUUUGGGAUCGGUUGAUCGAGGCCGGCUGCGACGCGAGCGUCUGCGACAAGCGAUCCCGACCGGCAGCCUACUAUCUGCAGCACAGCUCCGAAGUCGAGCUGCCCGAUCCCGUGAAAAUGACGAGCAGGAAACAGAGGGACAAGGACCCGAGCAGAUGGAUAAACAGUCUCGACUUCAAGCCGUCCAACAUAAGGAUAUGGAUCCACAACCGAGACAUCGGUAAGCUGCAGCAUGUCCUGUGGGAGGGCCACGGAUCAAAGUUGCGCUGCGAGACGAGCAGCAACACCAAGGUCAAGAGGUUCCUCGAGGCCGUGCCUUUUAUCAUGGGAACCAUCAAAGACAUCCACUCGUCGGUCAUAAAGAACGACCUCGAGGGCUUCCGGCUGAAGAUGGACGAACCGAUCCCGCCCAUCAUAUUAUGCAGUAAGGACAGCAACGGACUGAACGUGCUUCACAAGGCUGCAGGCUUGAGCUAUGCGGAGAUGGCCCGGGAGAUUGUCGAGAGGUACCCGGCGAUCGUCAACGCGCCCGACAACGAGGGCAGAACUCCGUUGCACUACGCCGCGGUCGCCAGGGACGGUGGGGCCAUGUACGACCUGUUGACCGAUUUUCGCGCCGACGAGGGUAAAGCCGACAACAAAGGGAAAAUCCCGGCGCACUACAAAGGCCGUNAAUAA
This is a messenger RNA of Copidosoma floridanum, 1228 nucleotides long. RefSeq lists its product as uncharacterized. Gene Ontology annotation, molecular function: protein binding. NCBI's taxonomy places the organism in Eukaryota, Metazoa, Arthropoda, Insecta, Hymenoptera, Encyrtidae. The record is from RefSeq and is a predicted model, not a curated record.